This is a messenger RNA of Meloidogyne enterolobii, 2053 nucleotides long. The record is from the annotation of a GenBank genome assembly. NCBI's taxonomy places the organism in Eukaryota, Metazoa, Nematoda, Chromadorea, Rhabditida, Meloidogynidae.
AAAUAUAAAAAUAAUGUACAAAAAUGCAGAGGAUUUAAUACAAAAUAAAACAAUAUCCAAUGGAAAAGUUUCUGAAGGAAAAUACAAAAAAGAUGAAUUAAUUGAUGCAGUAUUUCAACAAGUAAAUCUUCCAGAAGUUCAUUUUAUUCAGUCAUCUCCCCCCGUCUCCUCUCCAAAAAUAACCUGUGUACCUCCAAACAGUGUUCGUUCAGAAAUUGGAGAAAUAAAUAUUUUUGAAGAAGAAAAUGUUGAUUUAAUUACACCUAGAAAAUCACCUAAUACACCAGAAAGACAAUCAGCCCUUUCACAAUGUGAGGAGGAUUAUAAUGAUGAUGAUGAAUAUAUUGAUAAAGAAGGAGAUGAAAAUGAGAAUAAACAGAAAAAAUUAAAUGAAGAAAUUAAAAUUGAUUCAACAAAAACAAUGUUGGCAGCUGAAGAAAAAAUUAAAAAUGAUGAGAUAGAAAUUCAGCAAGUAGAAAUAACAUUAACAGAAUCUUCUAGUCCAGAAAUUGUUAAAAAAGAAGAAAAAAAAGCAAAGGAAGACGAAGAAGAACCUUCAAUAAAUUUAUUUUCACAUAAAAAUAGUUUAGAAUAUGGAAAUAUUAAACGUUCAACGAAUAUACAGGGAGGGAAUGAUGAGGAAAUUGAAGAAAUUGAACCUUUAACACCUACGACUGGAGAAGGUUGCUUAGAUUCAGUUCGUUCAAUAAUUGCCACAAAUGGAGAAACUCCAACAAAAAUAUUAGAAAAUAGUGAAGAUGAUUGGAGUGAACAAAAUAAUAAUUUAAUUGAUGAUAAUGAAUGUAGAAGAGUAAGUAGUACAAUUUCGAGGGAAUUAGUUAAUUCUGUUAUUGAAUUGGCUAUUCAGAACACAGAAGAAUUUGACGAUGAAGAUAAUAAAAGUAAUAAUAAUGAAAUAGAAAAUACAAAAAUUAAAGAAAAAAAGAAAGAUGAUUUCCAAUUAGAAUUAAACAAAAAAGUUCUACAAAAACAACAAAAUUAUGAAGAAAUUGGAAUUAAUAAUUAUUUAAAUAAUUCCUCUAAUAAUAAUUCAAUUUCUGGGCAAUCAUCACCAAACUCAAAUUUUCGAGAUAUCCACGUCAGAACUUCUUUAAACGACCCUUCUUCACCAUUUAAACAAUUAGCCUAUACAGCAUUUGAACCCGAAAAACAAGAAAUUAUUCGAAAAGAAAUUGGAAGUUUUGGGCCUGAAGGAAUUAAAAAAAUAGUUGAUAAAUUCCAAAAUGUCGCUAAAUUAAAUAAAAAGGAAGAGGAAGAAAUUAUUGCCGAAAUUAAAAAUAAAAAGCUUAAAAAUAAAGUUUUUGCUAGACAAAAAUCAGCACAUUUUUAUAUUGAAAAAGAACAAGUCCCAAAACAGCAAGAGGAUCAACCAAAAAGAAAAAGUACUCCACAUCCAGUUCAAAGACAAAGUUCUUUACAACAACAACAACCUGAAGACGAAAAUACAAAAAAUAAUUUUGCUCUUUCUCGCAGCGAAAUUGUUAUAGAAUCUCAAAGACCGGUUGCCGAUAUUCUUAACCAAUUUCAGAGCUGUCAUUACAGCCAUGCUGCAAAUAUUAAAAAAGCUUUAAAUGAAGAAAAUGAUGAUUUUUAUAUUAGAAAAGUUCGUCCAAAAUCUUUUGGAAGCAGCGACAUGCAAAGAAAUUUUGGAAAAAAUACUUCUGUUUGGGCAAAUAACAACAAAAAUAAUUCUCAACAAACACCCCCAAUAACUUGCUUUACAAAAGAACCAACCCCAGGUUCAUUAGCCGCAAUUCGUUUAUCAUUAAGUUCAUCAAUCCCCUCAACUCCAAGUGUUAGCCCAAUAUUAUUAGACAACAACAAUUCCCCUCCAAAUGAAACAGAAAAAGUUGGAAAUAAACAAAAAGAAAAUAAUAAUUUAUUACAUGGAAAGGAUGGAAUAUUACCUAAAAAUGUUGGACAUUUUUAUCGAAUUUGGGGAUCUGCACAGGCACAAAGUGCAACAAAAACAACAGAAAAACAGUCAAAAAUAAUUGAAAAUGUUAACAAUUUGGCAACAAAUGAAGAAUAA